This is a messenger RNA of Andrographis paniculata, 2205 nucleotides long. RefSeq lists its product as uncharacterized. The coding region runs from base 60 to 1967 and encodes 635 amino acids. The transcript has 17 exons. NCBI's taxonomy places the organism in Eukaryota, Viridiplantae, Streptophyta, Magnoliopsida, Lamiales, Acanthaceae. Gene Ontology annotation, cellular component: mitochondrion. Gene Ontology annotation, molecular function: zinc ion binding; oxidoreductase activity. The record is from RefSeq and is a predicted model, not a curated record.
UUUGGCGAUAAUUGCUUGUAUAUUUUAUUCGUCGGAAUAACAGCCGAAAUUUUGACUUGAUGGAGCUCCGGCCAGGCCAUUCCGCACUUGUCACCGGCGGCGCUGCCGGAAUCGGCCAAGCGCUGGUGCUGGCUCUAGCACGGAGAGGAGUUUUCAUCACGAUUGUGGAUUUUUCUGGAGAGAGAGGGAGAGAAGUGGUCUCGCUUGCUGAGAAGGAAGUUGCCAAGUUCCACAAAACCGGAUUGGAAUUUCCGCCUGUAAUCUUCGUCAAAUGCGAUGUCACCGAUUCAGCUGGAUUGGCUGCGGCUUUCGAGAAGCAUGUUGAGACUUACGGAGGAUUGGAUGUUUGCAUUUCCUGUGCGGGGAUUGUGACUCCUAUCAUGUUUCAUAAGGAUAAAACUGAUGGAUCUAAAUCGUGGAGACGCGCCGUUGAUGUCAAUUUUCUUGCCGUUAUUAGCACCACUCAACUUGCGAUUAGGGUAAUGGAAGAAUCUGAGAAACCUGGGGUCAUUAUUAAUGUCGGCUCUGCCUCAGGGUUAUAUCCAAUGUAUGCUGAUCCAAUCUACUCAGGCUCUAAAGGAGGAGUAGUUAUGUUCUCAAGAUCACUCGGUUUUUACAAGCGUCGAGGAAUCCGUGUAAAUGCACUAUGCCCUGAGUUUGUUCAGACUGAGUUGGCAGCUAAGGUAGAUCCUAAGUUUAUCAAAUUGGUCGGGGGCUAUGUGCCAAUGGAAAUGGUUGUGAAAGGUGCCUUUGAACUUAUUAGCAAUGAAACUAAAGCUGGGGCUUGCUUGUGGAUCUCUAACCGAAGGGGCUUGGAGUAUUGGCCAAGUCCUGAUGAAGAAGAAAAAUUCCGUGUACACCCAAGGACGACAAGAAGAAAAUAUGUUGAUGUGGCCCCAGUGAAUAUCCAGAUUCCCCAAAGUUUUGAGAAGAUAAUUGUUCACACUCUGAGUCAGAACUUCCGUAGUGCAACAAGUGUGGUCCGGACAUCAUUGAGAUUUCCACUUGAAGCAAAUGAUGUUCUCUUGAAAAUUAUAUAUGCUGGAGUUAAUGCUAGUGAUGUAAAUUUUAGCUCAGGAAGGUAUUUCAGCGGGGGGAGUAAAGAGAUUGCUUCCCGCCUUCCAUUUGAUGCUGGCUUUGAGGCUGUUGGCAUAAUUGCUGCUGUAGGGGAUUCAGUUAAGCACUUAAAAGUUGGCACUCCAGCUGCAAUCAUGACAUUUGGAAGUUAUGCUGAAUUUACAAAGGUACAUUCCAAACACAUCCUUCCUGUGGCAAGACCAGAUCCAGAAGUUGUUGCAUUGCUGACGUCUGGCCUAACCGCCUCCAUCGCUUUAGAAAAGGCAGCACAAAUGGACUCAGGAAAGACGGUCCUUGUCACUGCUGCUGCAGGAGGAACAGGGCAAUUUGCCGUCCAGCUAGCAAAAUUGGCUGGAAAUAAAGUUAUUGCAACAUGCGGAGGUAAGGAUAAGGCACAGCUUUUGAAGGACUUGGGAGUGGAUCGAGUCAUCGACUAUAAAGUUGAAGACAUUAAGACUGUUCUAAAGAAUGAGUUCCCCAAAGGCAUCAACAUUGUUUACGAGUCAGUUGGUGGCGACAUGUUUGACCUCUGUUUGAACGCCUUGGCAACUUACGGACGCUUGGUUGUGAUCGGGAUGAUCUCCCAGUAUCAAGGUGAACAUGGCUGGAAGCCGCGGAACUACCCCGGGCUAUGCGAAAAGAUUCUAGCCAAGAGCCAGACUGUGGCCGGAUUUUUCUUAGUACAUUAUGCCCGAUUCUGGCAACAACAUCUAGAUAAGCUAGUCGAUCUAUACACCUCCGGGAAGCUCAAGGUUUCAUUAGACCCGAAAACAUUCUUGGGCGUUCAUUCGGUUGCUGAUGCAGUCGAUCAUCUCCAUUCUGGUAAAAGUGUUGGCAAGGUUGUGGUGUGCAUCGAUCCAUCGUUCGGACAUCAAUCUGCCAAGUUAUGAAAUGAAGAUGAUGGAACGGCAGAAUUCUGACUUUUUAUGUAACGACAAGAGGAAGAAGAAGAAAUAAGACAAGUUGGCAACGAUGAUGAUGAGUUAAGGUAAGGCUUGAAUUUGUACUCUUGUUUGUAACUACUAAAAAUAAAUUGGUAUUAUUUAUCUAAGCUUCGUUCUAAAUGUAUCGAUUUAUUGUAUGUAGAAUAAGGAAUAUUACCAAUGGGUAUAUAAAUAUUAGUGUGUA